GCCAUUUAUUAGCUGUGUGAUAUUAAGCAAUUUAAUCAAUCUGUGCCUAACUUUCCUCAUAUAAAAAAUAGGAAUAAUAAUAGUACUUACCUGAUAGGACAUUGCAAGGAUUAAGUGAGUUAUUUAAAGCACUUAAAUACAGUGCCUGACACAUAGUAAGUACUCUGUAAUCAUUAGCUAUUGUCACUUGGACAAACACUUCUGCUGUCAUAGUGAAGUGGUAUCUGCUUGAUUUGUUUCUUGUUUGUUCAACAGAAAACGUCCUGAUGUUAUAACAACAACUGACUGGCUUGCUCCAAUCAUAUGGGAAGGAACUUACAAUAGACAGGUCCUGGAAAAAUAUUACAGAAGACUGAACAUUACCAUAGGCUUGGCUGUAUUUGCUGCUGUAGAGUAGGUGCUACUAAUAUUUGUCCUUUUUCUACAUCCAAAGACCUACUUAUAAUUAACAUUAACUUUUAUUUCUACCUGUCUUGUAUAAUAAUUUAUAGUGGGUAUUUUCUCCAACCUUGUCUCAGUCUUUAACACUACUUGGGAACCGUUUUAUUAAUAUCCAUUCAGCUCUCUUUUCCUUGUGCCACAACAGUUGUCCCAAAACCCUAUGGCUCUUCUCAGGCCCCCUAGCUCACUACGUUCUCUUUCAUUAACCAAUACAAUUGAAUCUAUGGACUCAGAUUCUCUACCUACUGGUAGUUCUUUAGCAUCAGUGACACAUACGUUAGAGAGCAUGUUUAAAUGGCAUGGAUUUGCCUGGUGAUUUUUAGCAAAAUAUGUUUUUUUCUGCUUUUGUCAUGUUUCACAGGUUUGAAGAUCAAUACCUGAAACAGUUCAUACAGUCUGCUGAUAAGCACUUUAUGCAUGGCUACAAUGUUAUCUUUUACAUCAUGAUGGAUGAGCCUUCCAGGCUACCUCGCAUAGAGUUAGGUCCUCUUCAUACAUUUAAACUAUGUGUAAUAUUCUAUGAAAACACAUGGCAAGACUUUAAUCUCAUACCCAUGAAGAAUUUAGGUGUGUCCAUCUUAAGUCACAUGCAGGAUGAAGUCAACUUUCUCUUCGUCAUGACUAUAAACUAGAUCUUUAAGAAUGAUUUUGGAGUAGAAACCCUUGGAAAGUCAGUAGCUCAACUCCAUGCAUGGUGGUAUUUUAAAAAUGCUAACUAUUUCCCUUGUGAGAGAAAUUCCAAAUCAGCAGCUUUCAUCCCCUUUGGACAGGGAGAUUUCUAUUACCAUAGCGUAAUUUUUGGUGGGAUUCCUGAGGAAGUUUUAAAACUCAUUGAAGAAAAUCAAAAAGGAAUUAUUCAUGACACCAAAAAAGAACUUACCAGCAUAUAUGAAAGCCACUUAAACAAAUAUUUUUUUCUCCAUAAACCCACUAAACUGUUAUCACCAGAAUACAAUUGGGAUCCAAAUUUUCGUACUCCUCCACAAAUUAAACAUAUUCAGAUAGCAUGGCAGUCAGAAAAGAUUUGAUGACUAUACCAUAAAGUUUAUGAAUUAAUAAGUGAAUCACAAUUCUUCAUAAAUACAAAAUUUAUUAAAUGUUUCAGUUUUUUAGAGAUUUAUAAAAUGUACAGCCUUCCAAAAUAAUUUUUCUCCUUACAACUUUGAAUCAUCUAAUUCUAGUAAUG
This is a messenger RNA of Trichechus manatus latirostris (Florida manatee), 1627 nucleotides long. RefSeq names its product N-acetyllactosaminide alpha-1,3-galactosyltransferase-like 1. The record is from RefSeq and is a predicted model, not a curated record. The transcript has a single exon. Gene Ontology annotation, biological process: carbohydrate metabolic process. Gene Ontology annotation, molecular function: hexosyltransferase activity. NCBI's taxonomy places the organism in Eukaryota, Metazoa, Chordata, Mammalia, Sirenia, Trichechidae. Gene Ontology annotation, cellular component: membrane; vesicle; Golgi apparatus.